This is a messenger RNA of Salarias fasciatus (jewelled blenny), 4616 nucleotides long. It is a transcript of the gene ghra, whose product is annotated as growth hormone receptor a. Gene Ontology annotation, biological process: cytokine-mediated signaling pathway. NCBI's taxonomy places the organism in Eukaryota, Metazoa, Chordata, Actinopteri, Blenniiformes, Blenniidae. Gene Ontology annotation, molecular function: cytokine receptor activity; protein binding. The record is from RefSeq and is a predicted model, not a curated record. The transcript has 10 exons. The coding region runs from base 275 to 2170 and encodes 631 amino acids. Gene Ontology annotation, cellular component: external side of plasma membrane.
GUUUCUGCGGUCAGGGUGUAUCUCCCCUCCAAGUCGACCGGAUGAUGAGCUGAGCUGCGAUUAAGAAAUCAAAAUCUCCAGGAGGGAAAGUACGCACCAGAUCGCGAGUGCGCGUGAGGUGAUCGUCUCGGUCGGACGCGCUGGGAAGCGGGGCUGAAGUGAGCCAGCAGGACCCUGCCUGUUGAUGUUGGCCACCAGAUGACCAACUUUGGAAAAAGUUGAUCUACGCGGUUGUUGAUUGCAGCUUUUCGGCUCCGAAUCGUCGAACAACACCAUGGCUGUGUGGCUGCCCUCCUCCAGUCCUCUGCUGCUUCUCGUUACUCUCGCCCUGAUGUGGACAUCCACUGCAUUUCUCAUUGACGGGGACGACGCAUCAACGGCUCCCGCCGGGCCUCACUUCAUAGACUGCUCUUCAAGGGACCAGGCGACAUUCCGCUGUAGGUGGAGUCCAGGCACUUUCCACAAUCUGUCCUCCCCCGGAGCGCUCAGGGUCUUCUACCUGAAGAAAGAGAAACCCACCAGUGAAUGGAGGGAGUGUCCAGAGUAUAACUAUUCAACCAGAGAGUGCUUUUUUGACCAAAAUUACACAUCUAUUUGGAUCACCUACUGCGUGCAGCUUCGCAGUCAAGACAACGUCACCUAUUUCAAUGAAGACGACUGCUUCGUUGUGGAGAACAUUGUUCGCCCCGAUCCGCCGGUCUCCCUAAACUGGACCCUGUUGAAUUUAAGCCCUUCUGGGCUAAGUUAUGAUGUCAUGGUCAACUGGGAGCCCCCACCCUCCGCAGAUGUCCCGUUGGGCUGGAUGCGGGUUGAAUAUGAGAUGCAGUACAGAGAGAAAAACACCACAAACUGGGAAGCGUUGGAGAUUCAGCCGCAUACGAGGCAGACGAUCUACGGUCUGCAUAUUGGAAAGGAGUAUGAAGUUCACAUUCGCUCAAAGAUGCCGGGCUUCACUAAGUUUGGCGAGUUCAGCGAGUCGAUCUUCGUUCAGAUGGAGGAGAUCGUGCCCUUAGAAUCCUCAGCCUCGCUCACGCUCGUUCUUAUUUUUGGGAUUGUGAGCAUCCUCAUAUUGAUCUUGCUGGUCGUCAUCUCUCAGCAGCAGAGAUUAAUGAUGGCAAUGUUGCCUCCAGUUCCUGCGCCCAAAAUAAAAGGCAUCGAUUCUGAGCUGCUCAAGAAGGGAAAGCUAGACGAGUUGAAUUUCAUCCUGAGUGGCGGAGGGGUCGGCGGCCUCCCCCAUUACGCCCCGGAUUUCUACCAAGAUGAGCCGUGGGUGGAGUUUAUCGAGGUGGAUGCGGAGGAUGCAGACGGUGGGGAGAAAGAAGAUAACCAGGGAUCGGACACACAGAGGCUUCUCAGCCUGCCCCAGCCCGUGAGCCAUCACUCGAACAAAGGCUGUUCUAAAGCUGUCAGCUACCCUGACGAAGACUCAGGCCUGGCCAGCUGUUAUGACCCGGCCCUGUCUGAACAAGCCUCACUAAUUCUGAUGGCCACCCUUCUGCCGGGCCAAGCAGAAGACGAAGAAGGCUCCAUCGAUUUUGUCGAAGCGGCCCCAGCCACGGAGAGAGGCGAAGGGGCUUUUGUCCAAGCCCACGGUGGAGCGCAGCAGACUUGGGUCAACACAGAUUUUUAUGCUCAGGUUAGCAACGUCAUGCCAUCCGGGGGUGUGGUGUUGUCUCCGGGCCAGCAGCUUAAAAUACAAGAAAGCGCCGCGAAUACGGAGGAAAAAGCGCAAAAGAAGGGAAAAGGGGGUGAAGACGACAACGACACGAGAGAGAGGAAGCAGAAAGAGCUGCAGUUUCAGUUGGUAGUAGUGGAUCCAGAGGGAAGCGGCUACACCACAGAGAGUAACAUCCAGCCGAUCAGCACUCCGCCGAGCUCCCACGUGCCUGGAGAGGGAUACCAAACUAUACACCCUCAGCCGGCGGAGGCCAGGCCUGCAGCCACAGCAGAGGAAAAUCAGUCACCCUACAUUCUUCCCGACUCUCCAGAAUCCCAGUUCUUUGCCCCUGUUGCAGACUACACAGUUGUGCAGGAGCUGGACAGCCAUAGUCUGCUCCUGAAUCCGCCUCCCCACCAGUCGCCCCCUCCCUGCAUGCCACAGCACCCUCUGAAAUCCCCCAUGCCCGUAGGUUAUAUCACCCCAGACCUGCUGGGGAACCUCUCCCCGUGAAAAUGACAAUGACACUCAAUCUUUUAUAUAUGGGGCCGAUUAAUCAAUAAAUCCCCUGCAGUCACACUACCUGAUUCCUGCUGGAAACCAAAAAAAUAAAGACACAGCACUCUGGGUGGGCGAGUGUGUACAAGGAUCUGUUUCCACGGGAUGCUGAAAUGAGCAGCUUCUGCUUUAUCAAUUCAUGUGAUGCACAGGUUGCGAGAUGUAAACGUCACAAACUAAACAUCCAGUUUGCUCUUUUUGUCUACAUCCGUGCAUCCAUGCCUGACUGUAAUGAGUCAAAAAAGAAAGAAAGCAGCUUCGUGUCAGUGCUGACCUUUGCAUUGCAUCUCUGACUGGUUGACACGGUCAGAGUCCUAAUCUUGCAGAGCGAUGUCGAAGAUCAUUGAGGGGAAGAUGAGCACACUAUAGUCAUGCUACUUUAAGAUUCUUGAGAUUCUUAUCUUACUCACUUCGUCAUUUUGUAUUAGUUCUUCUGCAGAGAUAUAUUUUUUUACAAAAGAAGAAAAAAAAAAAGCAGAACACGGUGUUAAACAUAGCUAUGCAGAUUUAACUUGCAUUCCUGGCCUCAAUGUCUCAACUAAAGCAUUUCAUAUUUUUGAUAAAUAAAUGGCCAAACUUUGAAUAAAUCACAUGGAGAAGAGUCCCUAAGGAUAUUAACAUUACUCUGUUUUUUUUCCCAUGUUGGUAAUGUUGAAAGGCACUCUGGAAAAUGAAGGACAUCAUAAAGUAAAGAUGGAUAAAAGGGAAAAACAAACUGUGGAUCACAGCAAAAUAAUCAAACAAUUUAGAUUGAAACCUUCAGUUCAUUAAAUUAUAGCCUCUUUUUCUCAUCAUCACUGCGAACGUAAAGUUGAUUUAACCACUGAAAUGUGACUCCUGGAGUAAGAGGAGGAAGUCCUUUACUCACGGCUGCGAGCCGCUCAGUCGAACGUGUAGCACCGGCAAGUGCCUUGCUGAAGGGUACUUAAAUAGGGUUGAUUUAGGAGACAGAAAGGGAAUCAUGCACACAUCACGGUAUUCAGAUAAAUAAGAUGUUCCAUCCUUUAUCAGCGGCCACAUUUAGCCUUCGCUCUCACCCACAAUCUGCUCAGAAACCUGAAGCUUUAAAGGGCACUGUGUGAAAUGGAAGUCAUGCCUCUCGAGCACACUGGGUGGCAGCGUUGAGUCGCUAUGUGAUCCCUCACUUGGCUCCGACUGUGUUGUUUUAGUGAGUAGCUGCAGUGGUCCAAUGGGUAAAAGGUACUUUAUCAUGAACACCACUCUGUAAUUACCAAGAACUUCAGCCAGUGUUGUAUGAACUCUUCUUCCAGCUGCUUCUCUGGGUGACUUAACACACCACGGUGUGGCGCAACGCCGCGUUAUAAACACUAAAUGAGUUGGGUCAACUUGGAAAUCUUUCUGACUUUGGUAGAUAUACCAGCGACAAGCCACAAAAAUCAUCUUGGAGGUGGUCUCAGGACUGUUGUGUCUCAUUUGGCUCAUAAAAUUACAUUAAGCUUCAUUAUUACACGUUGUACCAAUGACAUUGAGCUUUCUCCGUGGGGGCUUGGCUUUCCACAUACAGUAAUGAUAUUGCAGGGACAGUAACUGGAUUAAGCUGAAAGACUGUGAAAGUAGUGUAAUCGAUGGAAUCAGCUUACACUUUAUACGUCUUACUUGCCAAGUACAUUGUGCGAACUACAUGUGCCUAUGACAGUGUUAUUGGCUUGCCUUUUCCGUGCUGCGGUACUAUACUUACGUGAAUAGAAAUGGAUCAUUUAUGUAUUGCUAAGUAGAAACAGGUUCUGCUGUGUGUACAAAGAGUAAUGGAAUCUUCUGUGUGCACAGAUUUAACACUAAAAUAUGCACAAGGAUUGACACAGUAACACGCAUGCAUGCACACAUGAACACAUUUAAUAAAAAAAAAAAAAGCCUUAAUAUUGCCUUCUCAUAACAUGAUGAGCUGAAAGUUAUUUUCUUUUAAGUAAAUAUUUCUUAUCGAACUGAACACAGACCAAAACUUUUUUUUUUAGUGGUCAGUGCAAGUAUUAACAUUUAGUUCCAAUUUGUGCUAUAAAAUAAAGCUACUCAUACAUUUACAUUGAUCUGUGUUGAGUGUACAUCUGAUUCUUAAGAGAAACAUUAAAAAAUUUUAAAAAUAAAAUAAACAGAAUGGUGAAUAUGUGCAUAAUAGGGCAUGAUAUUGUGUUUCUGUCCACUUUUGUAAAAUAGCCACAUUUAGGGCAUUUUUUUAGGGAAGAAGCAGGCUUAAUUGUUUAGCAGCAUUAGCACAUAGUUUAAAAUGAUCAUUGUUUGAUUUCAAAUGUAAAAUUUUAAAUAUUUGUCCUAUUACUGUGUGUUUGGUUCGUCACGUGUGUUUUAUUCUAAGAAUAUUAUUGCAAAGACUUGACAACAUGCCUGUCACACACACGACAGCAUGGCAUACUGUGUAAAAAAAAAA